Molecule: messenger RNA, 846 nt
Organism: Sporothrix brasiliensis 5110
Lineage: Eukaryota; Fungi; Ascomycota; Sordariomycetes; Ophiostomatales; Ophiostomataceae
Exons: 2
Coding region: 1-846 (281 amino acids)
Cellular component (GO): plasma membrane
Molecular function (GO): acetate transmembrane transporter activity
Source: RefSeq, a predicted model, not a curated record
AUGUCCAACUCUACCGAGUUUGAGACCUUCCAAGCCAACGGGUGCGUGCCCGAUGUCGAAAAGAACCAUAUGGAGGCCCUCCGGGAGAUUGCGACAAACCGCAGCGUCGUCAUGAGCGCCGAGCAGUUUGAGAAGCUCUAUCUCUCGCCGCACAACAAGGUCAAGGGCGAGCUGCGCCAGACCUACGGCAACCCGACGCCCAUGGCCCUCAUUGGCUUCCUUCUCUGUCUCCAGCCGCUGUCUUGCACCUUCAUGGGCUGGCGUGGGGCCAGCAACUUUGCGGCGUCCAUCAUCCCCGCCUACUUCUUCCUCGGCGGUCUGCUCAUGUUUGUCAGCGGCCUCCUCGAGUGGGUGCUCGGCAACUCGUUUUCCUCCAUCGUCUUCUCCAGCGUCGGCUGCUUCUGGUUCACGUUUGGCGGCAUCCUCUGCCCCAGCUUUGGCACCUAUGGCUUCUACGCAAAGGACGGUGAGCCGCUGCAGUCGGGCCUGGCCGACCCUGGCUUCAACGCCAGCCUCGGCUUCUUCCUCGCGUCCUUUGGCCUCUACGCCCUCAUUCUGCUCGUGUGCUCCCUGCGCACCAACGCUGUCUUUGUCCUCAUCUUCCUGACGCUCGUCCCGGCCUUCUCCUGUCUCGGUGCCGCCUUCUGGUACAUGGCCGAGGACAUUUCUGGCACGACUGCGACCGUAACGACGCUGUUCCAGGCGGGUGGUGCCAUCCUCUUUGUUACCUGUGCAUGUGGAUGGUACAUUCUGCUUGCCAUCAUGCUUGCCAUUGUCGACUUCCCCUUGCAGCUGCCGGUGGGCGACCUGUCCACAGUCAUCAAGGGCCGCUCCGAGCGUGUUUAG